AUGGCCACUACGGUGACCUGUACCCGCUUCACCGACGAGUACCAGCUCUACGAGGAUAUUGGCAAGGGGGCUUUCUCUGUGGUCCGGCGCUGUGUCAAGCUCUGCACUGGUCAUGAGUACGCAGCAAAGAUCAUCAACACCAAGAAGCUGUCAGCCAGAGAUCACCAGAAGCUGGAGAGAGAGGCUCGAAUCUGCCGCCUUCUGAAGCAUUCCAACAUUGUGCGUCUCCACGACAGCAUCUCUGAAGAGGGGUUCCACUACCUGGUCUUUGAUCUGGUGACAGGUGGGGAGCUCUUCGAGGACAUCGUGGCCAGAGAGUACUACAGCGAGGCGGAUGCCAGUCACUGCAUCCAGCAGAUCCUGGAGGCGGUUCUCCAUUGCCACCAAAUGGGGGUCGUCCACAGGGACCUCAAGCCUGAGAACCUGCUCCUGGCCAGCAAGUGCAAAGGGGCUGCAGUGAAGCUGGCGGACUUCGGCCUGGCCAUCGAGGUGCAGGGGGACCAGCAGGCGUGGUUUGGGUUCGCUGGCACGCCAGGCUACCUGUCCCCAGAGGUCCUGCGCAAGGAAGCAUAUGGCAAGCCGGUGGACAUCUGGGCGUGCGGGGUGAUCCUGUACAUACUGCUUGUGGGCUACCCGCCCUUCUGGGACGAGGACCAGCACAAGCUGUACCAGCAGAUCAAGGCGGGGGCCUACGAUUUUCCAUCCCCCGAGUGGGACACGGUCACUCCUGAAGCCAAAAACCUCAUCAACCAGAUGCUGACCAUCAACCCCGCCAAGCGCAUUACCGCACACGAGGCGCUGAAGCACCCGUGGGUCUGCCAACGCUCCACUGUGGCCUCUAUGAUGCACAGGCAGGAGACUGUGGAGUGCCUGAAGAAGUUCAAUGCCCGAAGAAAGCUCAAGGGUGCCAUCCUCACCACUAUGCUGGCCACGAGAAAUUUCUCAGUGGGCAGACAGACCACCGCUCCAGCCACAAUGUCCACCGCGGCCUCCGGCACCACCAUGGGGCUGGUGGAACAAGCCAAGAGCUUACUCAACAAGAAAGCAGAUGCGGUGAAGCCCCAGACGAACAGCACCAAAAACAGUGCAGCUGUGACCAGCCCUAAGGGGACACUCCCUCCAGCCGCCCUGGAGCCUCAAACCACCGUCAUUCAUAACCCUGUGGACGGGAUCAAGGAGUCGUCGGACAGCACCCACACCACCAUAGAGGACGAAGACACAAAAGCCCUCAGGGUCCCUGACAUCCUGAGCUCCACGAGGAGGGGCUCGGGGGCCCUGGAAGCUGAAGGCCCCCUGCCCACUCUGUCCCCCAGGCUCUCUGACAUCCUGAACACAGUGAAGAGGGGCUCAGGGGCUCUGGAAGUCCAGGGCCCCCCAUCCUGCCCAUCUUCGGCUCUCCCAGGCCCCCCGCCCACCCCGUCGCGGAAGCAGGAGGUGAUCAAAAUCACGGAGCAGCUCAUCGAGGCGGUCAACAGCGGGGACUUCGAAGCCUACGCGAAAAUCUGUGACCCAGGCCUGACCUCGUUCGAGCCUGAAGCCCUGGGCAAUCUGGUGGAAGGGAUGGAUUUCCACAGAUUCUACUUCGAGAACCUGCUCGCCAAGAACAGCAAGCCCAUCCACACGACCAUACUGAACCCGCACGUGCACGUCAUCGGGGAGGACGCUGCAUGCAUCGCCUACAUCCGCCUCACGCAGUACAUCGACGGGCAGGGCCGGCCCCGCACCAGCCAGUCCGAGGAGACACGCGUGUGGCAUCGCCGUGACGGCAAGUGGCAGAACGUGCACUUCCACUGCUCGGGCGCGCCCGUGGCCCCGCUGCAGUGAAGAGCCGCGGCCAGCGUCGCGGGACAGACUCGGUGUUUGGAGCCCGGCCGCCAAGGUGGCCUGCCUGUCGCAUGUUUGUGUCUGCCUCGUUCCUCCCCUGGUGCCUGUGUCUGCAGAAAACCAAGACCGGAUGUGAUUUCUUUUUAACAAGACAACAACCACAGAAACAAUUGAUGUUGGAUGAAACGGGAAAAAAAAAAGGAAAAAGCUGUAAAAAUCACUGGCAUUUGUGGGGCUUCGGACCGACGGGCACCCCCCCACCCACGCUCCAUGUGUCUGUCCGCUCCUGGCCCCUGGGGACCAUGGGGCAGUGAACGUGUCCACAGGGGCCGGGCCGAGGAACGGUGUGUGUUAGGUGACGCCCCUCCCCAGGUGUCUGCAUUCCCUGCCGUGCAUGGCUGCUGUCAGGAGUGUCGGCCACCUGGGGCCCAGGGAACCUGAGCACGGCUGUCCCCCUCCUUUCCUCUCAUGCCCCCAGCAUGGAUGAGCAGUGCAGAGGCCGGGCCGGCCCCCGGGCGCCCGACAAGCCAUCCAAGAAGCCCCCUCAGGCCCAAGGCUCCAGUUCUGGUUCCUCCAGGGCCGAGGAGGUUUGGUGGGCGGGGGAGGCACCCCUUAAUGUCAGACCUCACGCCUGGCAGACUUGUGGAGAGGACACUGUUGGCUGCAGCCCUGUCGGGAGGAGAGCCCCUGGGCUGGCCUCCCUCCCAUUGAGGGUCACCUCUUCCUCUGCCGACCUUCCCCCUGCUGGCACGUCCACGAGGGGCUCUGGACUUGGUCAAGAGGCAGGAAGGGGAGAGGGGUCAGAAGGCAGGUGCAUGGCUCUCUGGGCUCCCAGGUCGAGACUGGUCCAGGCAGAUGUUUCCAGGCAGUGUUUUUGGAGUCUGGGUCUGGAGCCGAGGGAGGGAGAGAGGGAGGGAGGGCCGUCCUGGGCCUAAGGGGCAGGGCACAGUGAACCCCUGGCCAGGCCUGAGGGAGGAUGCCGUGUGUGUGAUGGGGACCCAGGGAUGAGGAGAGCACGGGCUGGGCCUAUCUUGAGGUGCCCUUCGUGCUGGUGGGCACUGAGGUGCAGCUCGGGCUCGGGCCGCGUGGUAAGGUGGCAGUACCGGGGUCCCGGGGCAGCCGGCCGGGUCAGGGGCUGUGAUGGAAGAGACGCAGGACCUGGCGCCCCAACACCUACCCCCUUAAUUCACAUUUUCAGCAAGGGUUUUCUUUAUCUUCCCCCACAAAUCAAGCCAAGGGAGGGGCACAGAGUGGGGAGCGACACUCAGAAUGGACACUCACCUGCCCGUCCACGGCUGUGCUCAGGACAGCUGUCCCCACCCAUGGACACAGGGUAAACAUCCGCUGGGCUCCCUGGGCCUCAGGCAGCGGCAGUGCUCGCCGUGGACAGCGUGGGGCCCGGCCAUCCUCCCCUCUGGGGGCCUCCUCCCUUCUCCCUUCACCUGUCAUCUCCACGGAGCUGCCUGUCUGGGAUAAUUUGGGGAUUUUUUCUGGGGGAUAGUUCUUUUGCAUGACCCCUUUCGAGCAAGCCACACCUGCUCCUCUAGCUAGGCGUCCGAGGUGUGGUGGCGUCGGCCGGCCCGCUCUGUGGAGGGCCGGCUGCCCGCAGUGCCGGCCGGCCCUUCCUCUUCUCUCUUUUGCUGAGUUUCAUUGUCUUUUCUUUCUGAGCCUUGUAAGUGUAAAAAAAUCAUUAUUUUGUUCUGUCUCGGGAAACUGCAAAUAAAAGA
Prionailurus viverrinus (fishing cat) is the source of this 3551-nucleotide messenger RNA. RefSeq names its product calcium/calmodulin dependent protein kinase II beta (gene CAMK2B). NCBI's taxonomy places the organism in Eukaryota, Metazoa, Chordata, Mammalia, Carnivora, Felidae. Gene Ontology annotation, molecular function: calmodulin binding; ATP binding; calcium/calmodulin-dependent protein kinase activity. Bases 1 to 1824 code for a protein of 607 amino acids. Gene Ontology annotation, biological process: protein phosphorylation. Gene Ontology annotation, cellular component: cytoplasm; neuron projection. The transcript has 23 exons. The record is from RefSeq and is a predicted model, not a curated record.